Cephus cinctus (wheat stem sawfly) is the source of this 6112-nucleotide messenger RNA. RefSeq names its product serine/threonine-protein kinase PAK 3 (gene Pak). The transcript has 9 exons. Bases 1022 to 2791 code for a protein of 589 amino acids. Gene Ontology annotation, biological process: intracellular signal transduction; regulation of MAPK cascade; regulation of axonogenesis. Lineage: Eukaryota; Metazoa; Arthropoda; Insecta; Hymenoptera; Cephidae. Gene Ontology annotation, cellular component: cytoplasm. Gene Ontology annotation, molecular function: ATP binding; protein serine/threonine kinase activity. The record is from RefSeq and is a predicted model, not a curated record.
CAGCCAUGGCGACCUUAAGGAAGUGAGAGGAGGGCGCAGCUGUAGAACCCGAGGACCGUGGCGACGGCGGUCGGUGAAUCAGGCCCUUAUCUGCCGCGAAAUCAUAGUGAAGAAAUUGGCGAAUUCUCGUAAUAUAAUGAAGUAUCGCUGAUAGGGACACACCGGGUGCUCCGGCAGACUGCGUUCUCCAGGGCGUUACGGUAAUCGGCAUCAAGCUGGAGCCAAGCAUCGGGAAACGGUGUUUUUUUUGUGCGUGUAUCGUGGAUGCGGUGGGGUGUCUACUAGCCGUGUGUGAAUCACGCUUUCGAAGCGCCCGGCUCUGCAGUUUAACGCGUUGCUCUUCAGCGUCCAGGACUCGUUGACCCAACGGUUCGGUUGAGUGAAUUUUUAUUCGUCGGACUGGCUUCCAGGGCCUUUCUAUUAAAUGCUUGCUUCCUGGACCUGAAAUCCUUAAGUGACACCCACGAGUCAGGCUGCUCCGUUUUGUUCUCUACUGUCAAGCGUCUCUUGUUAUCGUCGCGUCUUCUGUCUACUUUGUUGGAGCAACAAUCUAAAAACUGACAGGAAUUUGUUAGACUGUCCAGCAACGAGAAAGUCUGAUCUGGUGAGAUCGGUGUACUCCAAGAUUGUUCGUCAUCAGAUAGAUUGGAUGGCUCGAGGAAGCACAACUCAUACAAGAAGUAGACGGGUGGUUCCAGUGAUUUUGGAACUUAUUGCUCUACAGAAUCUUCUCUACUUGAGAUAGCUAUUCUCAAUUUAUUUGAAAAGUAAUCUGUACCCUAAAUAUUUGUUCAAUGGUUUUACGGUAGAUAAAGUGAAGAUAGAUUAGGUGAGUGUGUAAAGAGCAGAGCAUUUUGUUCUCUGGGUGGAAUACGAGCUUCCUACAAGACUACAAUAUUUCUAACCAGCUAAGGAUAGCGGCUUUGGUUUUGGAUACUGCAGAAAACAUCUAAACAAAACAGUAAUAACGCAGCGACGGAGGGCAGAUCAGUAUCAAAGGGACCGGAGAAGGAGUACAGUCAUGUCGGACGAAGAGGACAAACCACCGGCACCACCAGUUCGCCUUACAUCGAACAGAGGUGAAUCCGCGCCCAACUUACCAGUGGACAUGCGUCCUCUGCCAAAGGAGCCGGAUUCGGAUGAGCGCAAGAAGAAGACUCUUAAGGGGAAGAUGAAGGUCAAGGAGAAUAAGGAUAAGCCUAACAUCAGCUAUCCGACGAAUUUCGAGCACACGGUGCACGUCGGUUUUGACGCUGUCACUGGUGAAUUCACGGGUAUGCCGGAAGCAUGGGCAAGGCUCCUGAUGUCGAGCAACAUCAGCAAACAGGAGCAGAAGAAAAAUCCACAGGCUGUACUAGAUGUGCUCAAUUGGUAUGACAGUAGCAGCAAGGAGGCCAAAGGGUCGAAGUACAUGACCACGACCAAGAUGGUCGGGGCAGUGGCGCCUAUAGAGAGAGCUAGCAGUCCUCGCAGCAUGGGUAUUGGAGUUGGUAUAGGUAUGGGUAAUGUCCGUGGACAAGCAAUGUCACAGGCGUCCGGAAGUUCACAUUCCCAACACUCAUUGAGCAGAGUCAGUAGCAGCAGUCCAAGUAGUACGCCGACGGAUGCUUGCGCAACGAGUUCGGAACAAGAAGAUGAACCACCACCUCCUAUUUCCGCACGGCCUGAACGCACGAAAUCCAUCUACACCAAGCCUAUUGAAGAAGAGCCACCACCGCCAUUGCCAACCUCACUGGGUUCCCCUCAACGCAAUGGCACACCCCAACAGCAGCAGCAGCAGCAACAGCAGCAACAGCAACAAUCUCAAUUGGAUAGGAAUAAAAAUCAGGCAAUACCCACGUCCACCACCACGGAUCAGUCUAGACCCGCUCAAAGCGACAAGGCUAGGAAGAAGAAGAUGUCCGACGAUGAGAUCCUGGAGAAACUCAGAACGAUCGUAAGCGUUGGGGAUCCGAAUAGAAAGUACACAAAAAUGGAGAAGAUAGGACAAGGAGCUUCCGGAACCGUCUACACGGCGAUAGAAACAUCUACGGGAAUGGAGGUUGCGAUAAAACAGAUGAAUCUCUCGCAGCAGCCUAAGAAAGAGCUCAUCAUAAACGAGAUUUUGGUAAUGCGGGAGAACAAGCAUCCGAAUGUCGUCAACUACCUGGACAGCUACCUCGUGGAGGAGGAAUUGUGGGUGGUUAUGGAGUACUUACCUGGAGGCAGUUUAACGGACGUCGUCACCGAGACUUGUAUGGACGAGGGACAAAUAGCCGCGGUUUGUCGGGAGGUUUUACAAGCCCUUGAGUUUCUACACUGUAACCAGGUCAUACACAGGGAUAUAAAGUCGGACAACAUCCUCCUGGGUUUGGACGGAGGUGUCAAGCUCACGGAUUUUGGUUUCUGCGCUCAAAUUUCACCAGAGCAGAGUAAACGAACGACUAUGGUUGGUACGCCAUAUUGGAUGGCACCGGAAGUCGUCACGCGGAAGCAAUAUGGUCCUAAGGUGGAUAUAUGGUCCCUUGGUAUAAUGGCUAUUGAGAUGAUCGAAGGUGAACCACCAUACUUGAAUGAAAAUCCCCUAAGAGCACUCUACCUGAUCGCCACCAAUGGAAAGCCGGAAAUCAAGGAAAAAGAAAAGCUUUCCGGCAUAUUUCAGGACUUCCUGGAUCAGUGCUUGGAAGUGGAAGUGGACAAGCGUUCAGCGGCUUCGGAGCUCUUAAAGCAUCCCUUCCUAAAACAAUCUAAACCACUGGCAUCGUUAACGCCCUUGAUAAUGGCGGCGAAGGAAGCUGCCAAGGGUCACUGAACGCGCAGAGUGCGAAGGUCGUUCGAUGAAAAAUGACGAGAUCGCAAAAGGCGACGAAGAACAAUGGCCUCGGGCGUCGUGAGGUUAUCAUCAGACACAAGAAGGUUUAAAGAAAACCAGAAGAAGAAGAAAAAAAGAGAACACAGUGAAGCAAAAGUGAAAUCACCCUCCCAAAACGGUAACGGCACAAUAAUUCAAUAAUAUAUAAUGAUUAAUGAAUAAAUAACAUAUACAUAAUAUAAAUAUAUAUAUAGACAAUAGAUAGGUAGAACUUAACCGAUGCCAGGCGGGUAUCGAGAAAUCGAUUAAAAGUUUUUAAAAAGCACCAAGCAGGCGAUCCAGGUACAAUCGCCAUGCUGAUUGCCAAAAUAGAAGGACACGUUCUAUCCAUAAAACGCCUAGCGAGCCCAAGGAGUCACAGAGAAGGCUCUUGAAGCCGGGGGGCGCUUUUAGAGCUGGCUGUUGUCGAGGACUCUUGAUGCGUGCGCGUCUGCAAUUGACAGUCUGUGACAAGUCUGCCUGUUGUCUGUGUGUCGGUAUAUACGUGCCUGUAUGGACCGCUGGAAAAUAUUCCUGAAGAACCCUCGUCAGACAGCGAGAGACAAAGAGAAAAGAUCGGAAGUGAAAGAAGAAGAUGGAAAAGUGGUAAUAAGGGACAGAACGAAGAAGAAGAGAAAAGGAAGAAACGAAAGAGUCCUUGCGCACGAAUCUUAAAACGCCGCCGGGCAGCUGGAAGUGCGUGAGCGGCUGUCGAUUAUUUUCUAAACGCAGCGAGCGGGGGCGGUGUAUGAGAAAAAAAAAUAAUUUAAAAAAAAGUACCCAGAGUGUCACUGACUACGUGGAUGUUGGCGGGAUGCUAAGGUAGUUGUAUUGCAACAAUAACAAAAAAAAAACAUGAAAUAAAUUACAAGAGAUACACAUUCACUUAAAGCAGAUACCCUUACUGGGUUGAUUGUACCGUGAGCUAGCAGUGAGGGUUAUUAUUAUUAUACACAGCAUACACAUUAUAGGAGGACACUUAUUCUUAUUGAUAGCUACCAUCAUGUUUGAUGAAGAAAAGUAGAGGAAUGAGAAACGAAGGAAAGACAAAAAAGAAGAAAAAAUUUGUCUUUGCUGCGUCUGACUUAUAUUUUUCGAGCAAGAUUACGUGCAGCUGGGGCGCGACUAUGUUUGAUCUUUUAUCAUUGGUACUUUUUUUUUUUUCAUCCAUCUUUGUAGUUUUUCCUCGCCCUCUCAGCCUUCUCUUGUUUCUCUUGCACAGCAUCUUUUUCUCUUUUUUUUUCUGAUUCAUCAAAGUACGCAUCUCCCGUUACACAUUUGCGAAUGUAUAUGUAUACAGUGAGAGGAGACAUUUGAAAAUUACUGGUAGACUCGAAGGAUAUUUUUUUUCAUGAUAAAAAAUAGAGAACGUAAACAGAGUGAGAGAUGCGAAGAUAAAGAAUGGAAAUUAUUGGUGGUUAGCGAUCCGUAAUUUCUUUUUAAUAAUGAACCGGGGGACUGGCAUUCUAUUGCAUUGACUUUUUAGAAUGAUCUAUCAGCAGGAGUGCCUGUUCUAUUUAUUACAAAGAUUAAAAGCUACUUAAUUUUUGAGACACUGCUCGUCGGCAUGUACAUAACAAUGUGAAGAGAGAUACGAGUGAUCGAAUGAAUUUGACGUUUGGCCAAUUAGGGUUAAAUAAAUUAAAAAAAAAAGAUAUCUUUACGUUUGCGAUUGGCGAAUUAUUGUAUAACUUAAAAGAAAGAAGAAGAAGAUUGAACGAGAGAGAAUGAGAAAUGUAUUAAAAAAAGAAACGACCAUUCGAAUUGGAAUAUUACUUUUAAUUUUGAAUUGGUUGACUUCAGGACACGUUUUGAAUUUUGAAUUUCUCACGAUUCGGAGAAGUGUUAGUCGUUAAGAACAACUUUUCUGUACGGACCAAUUUUUCAGUCUGGUCUUUACUGUGUUCUCUCCAAAUCGAAAAUUCAAAGUUCAAAGUUCAUCGCGUGGCCUUUGGCAAUGGCGAACUCCUCGCACGCAGGCGAACGUAAUCGAUUAAGAUUUAUUAACGAGACGAGGUUCAGACGUAGAAGCAUUUUGUGACACUAUAAAGUGCCUGUCAUGUCAUGUACUAGAGACACGUUGUAAAGUCGGCGCAAGAUUUCACAUGAUCUUGAAAAACCACCGUGGGAAAACUAUAUAAGUUCAACAAUUAAUUUAGGACCAUCGAAAGCGAACGUAUAGACUUACGUUUCAUUUAAUCGUGUAGUUUCGCAAGGUUUCCAAAAAAAGGGGAAAGAAAUAAGAAAGAAAAAAAUUGGAGACGAUUAGGGUUUUUUUUUCGACGAUAUAUGCGGAUAACUCCGUACAGGCUGUACCGCAUCUACCGGAUAUCCUGUGAAGAGGGUUGAAGCAACUUCUUUUUUUUCAAUUCUUUUCUCUCAGGAAUUAUUCAAGCUCUUGUACGUUAUUUAAAUGCUGCGGUACAUCCUGUAAUUAUAUAUAUAUAUAUUAUUAUAACUGCGUGAGGCGUCUUUUUCUAAAUGUAAUAUAUUUUGGAAAUAUCGUCAACGCGGGAAACCUUGGCGCUUAGUUCUUAGGGUCAUUAUAGAUUUUUAGAUUCGUGUCAUUCAUACUUUAUUUUGACUCUAUCGCAUUAGGACUUUAUCGUACGUAAAUUUAACGUCAAAGAAAGAUUGCAAGAGGAAAAGAAAGUGAGAAAGAGAAGAAAUAAUAACAUAGAUGUGUACCACAGCUAUCGCAGGAAAAAAGACAAAGAAAAAGAGUCAACGACAUACUUUCUUGUAUCGCAUACGUGAUGGGGUGACACGAGGGUGGAUAAUUUUGGGCGUUAAAUAUAAAAUUGGCAGAUUAAUAGGAGAGGCGGAAUGAGAAGAAAGAAUAAAAAAAGCGAAACAGCCACAUAUAUUAUUUGAUAAAGACAAAUUCAUAUAACAAGAUGUAUUUAAUGAAUUUAUUCAUAAUUAUAAUUUUACUUUCUCCGGUUUCUAUUAUAGAACAAAUUUAUCUGCAAAGCCUGAUUAGUUUCAUAUGAUUAACGAUAAAUAUCGAAUUAUUAUAAUUAACGAACGAACGAACCAAGGGAAUGGCUCAUGUCGGUCCUGAGUUUUAGUUUAAUUUCGAGACGAACGCUCAAUACUUUAAAUCAAACUAUAUUAAAUUUUUAAACCCGUGUUACUGUAUCUGUCUGCGUACUUUAAUCAUUAAUUAAUUAACCUGUCAAAAAUUAACUUUAUGCAUGUAACAGACAUUUCAAAUCUUGAAUAAUUUUUUAUAUCUGUUACACCAGUGUCCUACAUGAAAUUGUAAUUCUUAAGUUUUCA